Messenger RNA from Penicillium macrosclerotiorum, 1653 nucleotides. RefSeq lists its product as uncharacterized. Gene Ontology annotation, biological process: transmembrane transport; carbohydrate transport. The transcript has 4 exons. The record is from RefSeq and is a predicted model, not a curated record. Gene Ontology annotation, cellular component: membrane. Bases 1 to 1653 code for a protein of 550 amino acids. Lineage: Eukaryota; Fungi; Ascomycota; Eurotiomycetes; Eurotiales; Aspergillaceae. Gene Ontology annotation, molecular function: carbohydrate:proton symporter activity.
AUGGACACAUACGAUUCCAAGUCUAAGUCAUCACAUCUCGAAGAUGUCUCCAGCACUCAGGAGGAGCUAGGCCAAGGGGAGUCGACAGGCCAGGAACUCACAGCAUGGCAAUGUCUCGCACAGAACCCGUGGGUUAUCCUCUACUGUCUCUAUGGUAAUCUGGGAGCCUUGAUGUAUGGGUUCGAUAACCUGGUCUUGUCGCUGGCGCUCUCGAUGUCUGGAUUUGACAAGCAGUAUGGACAACUGGUGGGCUCAACAUAUGUCAUCCCGGCGUAUUGGCAGUCACUGUGGAAUGCCUUGUCCCAAGUAGCCACGAUGUUCGGAGCGACUGCUGCUGGACCGGUGCAGGAUUACUUUGGUCGACGCGCUGGGUUCUUGCUAGGCGCUAUCUUCUCUGCAGCAGGCGUAGCCAUUGUGUACACUUCAUCGACCCCAGGGGUAUUCCUUGCUGGAAAGAUUGUCAACGGCUUGUCCCUGGGGCUCUGCUUGACAGCUGGUCAAACCUAUAUCUCUGAGGUGACGCCGCUUCCGAUACGUGGCAUUGCUUUGUCAAUCUUCACGUUCUGCAUGAAUCUCGGAUACAUGAUUGCUGCGUCGGUUGCACUCCCUCGGAUGUCGAUGCAGUCCGCAGCAGCAUAUAAGGUAGGACCCCGUCGAGAUCCCCAAGAAUCGAAAAGUUUGGUCGUUGUACAGGCACUGACCUUUCUCUGCCAGGUUCUCUUUGCUGCUGCCUGGGUAUGGCCUGGUGUCGUUCUCGUCUUCCUUCCUCUACUCCCAGAAUCGCCGUACUACCUUGUGAUGAAAGAUCGUCUCGAGAAAGCACGGAAAUCUCUUCAACGAUUGGGCAAUAAACCCUCACAGGUCACCGCAAUGCUGGAUCAAAUUGUUAGAGUGAACGAGGAAGAGAAACUGCGUACGGCAGCCUCCAAAGACUCCAGUUUUCUCGAGUGCUUCCGGGGCACCAACUGGCGCCGCACCAGAAUCAUCCUCCUCUGCAAUGCCUUGUCCCAAGUGAUUGGAGCCAGUUUCAUGUCAAAUGGCCCGUACUUCCUUGUUCAGGCUGGAAUGUCCUCGUCGAAGACCGGCAUGAUGACAGAAAUUGGUAUUGCCUUUGGUCUUGCCAGUUCGAUUAUCACGGCAUACCUCAUGACCAAAUGCGGCCGGCGACGGUUGAUUAUUUUCGGCAUCUCUUUGUCAACAGCCCUGUUUACCGUGAUGGGAAUCGCGGGCUGCUUCCCCAACUCCAGUACUGCACUAUGGGUUGUUGGUAUCUUCCUCCAGCUCUCUUGGUGGGUAUACGGUCCCGCCAUCGGACCAGCCAUGUCUGUGGCAGGAGAAGUUUCUGCCGUACGACUUCGCGCCAAAUCUAUGGCCAUUGGCUUCACUUUCAAUUACUUCUUCUCAACGAUUUGGAACGUUGUCAUUCCCUAUCUGUAUAACUCGGAUGAGGCUAAUUUAGGCGGCAAGAUCGGGUGGAUUUACGCCUUUAUGGGUGCAGUUACAUUGCUCAUCAUCUUUUUUGAGAUCCCAGAGACCAAAGGCCGGUCCUUUGAAGAGCUGGAUGAGAUGUUCAAUGAGAAAGUCAGCACGCGUGCCUUCCGAACCUACCGGUGCUCCAUCCCUCAACAGCUGCAGAAGCUGGGGGAUGAAUGA